AUGGAGUCAUCUAAAGAGACAGGUUGUCGAGCUCCAGAAGACCCCGUCCUCUGCAUCAACGACUGUGAUGUUUUCGGUAGUGCAGCUACGAUGACUGCAUUCAACAAAAAUGUCGUAUGCAGAAGCUCAAGCAGCGAUGAAUCAGAACUUGCUCUUGCAGGUGCGGCGGUUGCAUCUGCAGAUUUUGCCUCUCAUAUUUCACAAGUGAACUCAAAAGAAGGUUUGAAAAAGUGCACAGCUUGUCAUAAGCAUGUGGGAUUAACGGGGUUCAGUUGCAAAUGUGGUGAUCUAUUUUACGCAGUUCAUCAUUAUUCAGACAAACACAACUGCCCGUUUGAUUAUAGGAAUGCUGGUCAGAAUGCAAUAGCAAAAGCAAAUCCUAUCAUCGUAGCAGAAAAGCUUAAUAAGAUCUAA
Messenger RNA from Capsicum annuum, 414 nucleotides. RefSeq names its product zinc finger A20 and AN1 domain-containing stress-associated protein 8-like. The record is from RefSeq and is a predicted model, not a curated record. NCBI's taxonomy places the organism in Eukaryota, Viridiplantae, Streptophyta, Magnoliopsida, Solanales, Solanaceae. The transcript is spliced from 2 exons. Gene Ontology annotation, molecular function: zinc ion binding. Bases 1 to 414 code for a protein of 137 amino acids.